Molecule: messenger RNA, 2080 nt
Organism: Mya arenaria
Lineage: Eukaryota; Metazoa; Mollusca; Bivalvia; Myida; Myidae
Product: peroxidase-like
Exons: 17
Coding region: 1-2064 (687 amino acids)
Biological process (GO): response to oxidative stress
Molecular function (GO): heme binding; peroxidase activity
Source: RefSeq, a predicted model, not a curated record
AUGGGUCCCUUCGAUAUGGCUGAAAAAAAAGAAAAAAUGGACGAAGAAAUUGACAAGGAGAAAAAACAGCAAGGAAUAGACAGAAAGGACGAUAAACACAAGACUACUGAGGAACUCCAUGGACUAUUCGCGGACUCUGACGCCAAGAUACGGAAGCUUGCAAAGGCCGCUAGUAUUCAACUCAAUGCCCUCAAGGCUAUCAUGAACGCGGAAAACGUGGACACCCAUCGCCUCCGUGUAAGCAAAAGUUAUCUGCAGGUGUGGAAGCAAAAGUUCAGAGAGUACUGUCCGUACACGUAUGAGGGCGAGGGUUGUGAUCGCAAUGCUUACUACCGAACUGCCGACGGGACAUGUAACAAUCUGGACAACCCCACAUGGGGAGCCACAUUUGCACCUGAAUUAAGGGAAAUACCCGCCAUGUAUGACGACGGCAUAAACGAGCCAAGACAAAGAGAUCGUCUUGGUAACCCCCUUCCAAGUGCAAGGCUUAUCAGUAAUAUAGUGCAUAAAGUGGACGGAGAAAGCCCCAGAAACUCUAACAGAACUAUGAUGGUGAUGCAAUGGGGCCAGUUUAUAGACCAUGAGUUUGUCGGAACACCGGUUAUGAAAGGCGAUGGGGGAACUAACAUCCAGUGUUGCGGGGAGGAGAAUGUUAACAGGACACAGUGUUUUCCAAUAUCCAUUCCUGAUGACGACCCAUACUUCAAAAAAUCGUGUAUGAACUUUGUCCGUUCUGCACCAGUUCCGCGAGAGGAUUGUGGCGCAGGUUUUCGGGAGCAGAUGAACCAUGUGACAUCUUACAUCGAUGGUUCCGCUGUUUAUGGUUCCAGUGAAAACGUUAUGACUGGUUUGCGUAGGAUGUCCGGCGGUCAUCUGAAGUCAGUUGAUGAGUUAUUGAAAUUGCUUCCAAAGAAUGAUGACAACGCCUGUGUACUUGAGGAAACCGGGGAUUACUGCAUGAGGGCUGGUGACAUCCGUGUUAACGUAGUCCCCAGUCUGGGCUGGACCCACACCCUAUUUUUCCGGUCUCACAACCGAAUGGCAGAUGCAUUGGCGGAAAUCAAUCCCCACUGGAGUGACGAAACUCUUUUCCAACAAGCAAGGAGGAUACUUGCCGCACAGAUGCAGAUUAUAAACUACAAAGAAUACCUGCCAUCCAUUUUAAACAAAGACACAUUGAAGAAGUACGGAUUGAUUCUGAAGAAAUACGGAUAUAAUCAAAUAUACAGACGUAAUGUGAACCCAACCAUUGCAAAUGUGUUUGCAGCUGCCGCAUUUAGAUUCGGUCACUCACAAAUCGCUGAUUACCAGGCAGUAAUGAAUAACGACUACAAGUUUGUCGAUAAGAGUCCAAUUGAAGACUGUUACCACAAACCUCAUAUGGUCACAGCAAAAGGUGGCCAAUCACUCGACGGCUUGGGCAGAUGGCUGUCUGCUGAUCCAGCACCAUUGGCGGAUGGGUUGUUUGAGCAAGGAACUCGUAACAAGUUGUUCAUGGACGAAAUGAAAAACAGCCUGGACUUGCCAGCCCUAAAUAUCCAGCGUGGACGCGACCAUGGCAUACCUUCAUAUAACCACUGGCGUGUCCAUUGUCAUCUGGAAAAAGCUGAAAUGGACAAGAACGGGACAUACAUUUUACCUGACCAUACCGAAAAACAAUCUAAACUGCUUCAAGAGGCCUACAGUCAUGUAGAUGACAUUGACCUAUUUGCUGGGGCCAUGACUGAGAUUCUGCUUCCGGGUAGCUCUGUCGGUCCGACGUUUGCCUGUCUGCUCGGCCGGCAGUUUCAGAGGAUUAUGGAGGGGGACAGAUACUGGCAUGAGACUUCGAAACGUAACAUUCGAUUUACACUUGACCAGCUUGAAGAGCUACGGAAGACAACCCUUGCGAAGGUUAUGUGUGAAAACAACAAUAUCAAGGAUAUACAACCCAAUGUCUUCGUGACACCAGGAAGUGGCAAUGAACGCGUGCCAUGUGAAGACCUACCGGGGAUUGAUCUGACCAAAUGGAAGGAUUGUGAACAACCAUUUGUACCAAAUUUUAAUCCACAAUGUAAAAGAUAAGAAAAUCACAUGAUCA